UCAGUUCAGUCUGAGGCAUUCGUGCCAACGACUGUUUUUAGAUCUUUUUGUAAGUAAAUGGAUUUUUCUGAUUUUUAAACAUGUAUUUAGUUAUUCACGCGUAUCUUCUUCUGGUUGGAAUAUGGUUGUGCGAUGCAGGCUACGGCGUGUCUGAACAAGAUGCCCUUUCCGACGUAGAAGCCCCGGCGUACGUUCCAGCUUACGCGAAAAACAAACAAUUUGGCACAAAAACCGGAUAUGGUACAAGGACUGGUUACGGUACCAAAACUGCUUAUGGUACAAAAACGGGCUAUGGUACAAAAACUAGUUAUGGUACGAAAACUGGUUAUGGUACGAAAACUGGGUACGGUACAAAAACCGGUUACGCUGGCACAAAAACCGGAUAUUCAGGAUAUUCAGAGUCUAGAACUUGGAACUCCGAAUCUGGAUCAGCCCCUACAUACCAGGAGGUACAGCACAAUGCGAACCAGAUAUUUGCAGGUCCGAAAUGCGAGCCCACCUGCAAGAACAACGGAAUCUGCAUCGACACCAACACCUGCCACUGCCCGGCCAACUUCAAGGGGAAAUGGUGCGAGUUCGAGAAAAAACCUUGCUUGACGUAUCCACCGCUACCCAUGAAUUCUAUGAGGAAGUGUAAUGAUGAACUGUGUACAAUAACCUGCGCCGAAGGCCACAAAUUCAUCGACGGGACAACGGUGGCGAAUAUGCGCUGUGUGGACGGCCAAUGGCAACCGACUCGGGCAGACUUCUCGUCCAUACCGGACUGCGAGCCGGAGUGCAGCCCGCCCUGCCUGAACGGCGGCGUAUGUCUGUCAGUCAAUACUUGUCAGUGUCCGCAGGAGUACAGGGGGCCGCAGUGUCAGUACGCGACAUCUGUCUGCGAUUUCCGCAAGCUAGCGUUCAACGGCAACUACAAAUGCAAGGGCAACGACGAAGAGUUCUCAUGCCGCCUCAGUUGCCCGGCCGGUGCCACGGCUUCUUCCACUUUUGCUGACCAGUAUACUUGUCUGUAUUCUACUGGAAUGUACUCGCCUCAACCGAUCCCGCAUUGCGUCUUUACCGAUGUCGUUGUCGUCACGCCCAGCAACUACCAUUCGGGGUACAGCAGUAGCUACUACGAAACCUACUACCACAACGGCAGCGAUAGCCAAAGUCAUAGCCAAAUCGGCUACGGCUACGGCAACCACGGUGGCUACCAGACCAGCCAUGGUUCGGAAACAGUGGAGUAUGGCAAGCAGGGAGGCGGCACUAAAGGCACUAAUGUGCAUAUCGUUGUGCAGGACUUCACGCCGAAGGGAGGCACUUGUUUAACGUGGGCUGGGGUGCAUUAUAAGACGUUUGAUGGGAAAAUCUAUAGCUUCGCGUCCCCAUGCCAACACGUGCUAGUGCAAGACGCGAAGGAGCACGAAUUCACCGUGGCGGUGAAGCAGGGGACGUGCCAGAGGAAAGACUACUGUCCCUUGGAGCUGACCAUCUACCUGGAAGAGAAGCAAUACGUGUUGUCCGCUGGAGAAGAAGAAGGCACGGUGGUGUUUCGUAGUACGCGCCGACUGAUCCCGAUCCCCGCCUCGCUGCCGGGCAUCCGCGUGUCCAUGCCUGGCGAUUACGUCGUUGUGAAUCUGGACGCUGUCGGCGUUGUCAUCAAAUGGGACACUAAUAACGUAGUAGUCGUAGAAGGCUCUGUCCUUCUAUGGAACAAGACCCAAGGUCUCUGCGGACGACUAGACGGCAAUCCAGAGAACGACUUCACAACGAAAGAAGGCACCAUCGCCAAGACUAAGGCCGUGCUGGCUUCAUCUUGGCAGAUCAAGAAAAUCGGCGAUAUAUGCGACAGUUCUCCGUCGGAGCCGAGCGCAUGCGCGAGUAAGACCCAAGAGGAGUUGAGGAAGGCACAGCUGUUUUGCACCAACGUGUUCGUCAAGGAAAAGUUCAGGAAAUGCUCGAGCGUGAUGGACGUAACUCAAUUGCUCGAAACAUGCGUGUGGGACUACUGCGCCUGCACAUCCGGCUUAAGUCAGGAGGACUGUGCUUGCAACACGGUGUCCGUGUAUGCGAAGGAGUGCCAACGACUGGGUGUGAAGGAGAUGAAAGACUGGAGAGAUGCUGAGACAUGCCCAAUGAAAUGCGCGGAAGGCAAGAUCUACAAAUCCUGCGGCCCGGACGUCCAGCCCAGCUGCCAGUUCUCCAACCCUUCCCCGGCCGACGCUAAAACAUGCGUGGAGGGAUGCUUCUGUCCUGAAGGUCUACUUCUAGAAGCUGGCAAGUGUGUGCCCAAAGAACAGUGCCCUUGUCGACUGAGGAAUAAGAGCUUCAAGCCUGGGAAGACGGUGAAAAAGGAUUGCAAUACUUGCACAUGCCAAGCUGGCGAAUGGACCUGUACAGCCGUGCCGUGCGGCGCCCGCUGCGGCGCCGUCGGCGACCCUCACUACACCACCUUUGACGGGCUGCGUUACGACUUCAUGGGCCACUGCACUUAUACGCUGCUCCAGGCCGAAAAUGUUACGGUUGAGGUGGAGAAUGUGGCGUGCGCUGGCAGUAUUAGUGAGGAAAUGAACCUGACCCCUUUCACGGGCGAAGGCAAACCGUCCUGCACGAAGGCCGUCAACCUGAAGUACCACGGACUGGACCUGCACCUGAAGCAAGGAGGCCUAGUGCUCGUGAACGGGAAGGAAGUGGCCACUUUACCCGUACACGUCGGAGAUGUGUUGAUUAGGGCUGCCUCGUCGCUCUUCCUAAUUGUGCAACUUCCGAACGGAAUAGAUCUGUGGUGGGAUGGCAACACCAGAGUUUUUGUCGAUGUGCCACCAACGUUCCACGACAAAACUAAGGGCCUCUGCGGUACCUUCAACCUGAACCAAAAAGACGACUUCCUCACGCCAGAGGGCGACGUCGAGCAGACCGCUCUAGCGUUCGCCAACAAAUGGAAGACCAGGGAGUUAUGUACAGAUGUGGACGUUAAAGAACCAGAGCAUCCGUGCAAGACUAAUGUCCAGAAUAAGGAGAGUGCUGAGAAGUAUUGUAGCAAGUUGAAGAGCAAGUUAUUUGAACCCUGCCACUGGCACGUGUCAGUGGACCCGUACUACGACGAGUGCGUGUACGACAUGUGCGCGUGCGCCGGCGACGCGUCCAAGUGUCUCUGCCCCAUCCUCGGCGACUACGCCAUGGCGUGCGCCAAGAGCGGGCUCGAGAUACAGUGGAGAUACAAUGUUAAAGAAUGUGAACUGUCGUGUACCGGCGGUCAGGAAUACACCGUGUGUGCUGACAGCUGCCAACGAACUUGCUCGGACGUGGCGCUGUCAGCGCGCGGGCAAUGCAAGCCAUGCUGCGUGGAAGGCUGCGCUUGUCCCGUUGGUCAGGUGUUGGACAGCAACAAUGUGUGUGUGCCAGUGGGCCUAUGUCCCUGCUUCCAUAAGGGUAUGCAGUUCGAUUCCGGAUACAAAGAGGUCAGAGCUGGACGCAGAGAGAGGGAACUUUGCACAUGCGUCGGCGCGCGCUGGGAAUGCGUGCCAGCCACGACUUACGACAUACAGAACUACCCUCCUGCUGAAGACUUGCGAAGCAACUGCUCAGCUGCCAACCACAUGGAAUUCACUACUUGUGAAGUAGCUGAACCGCUAACCUGCAAGAACAUGCACCUACCCCCCUCCACAACGACCAAAGAGUGUCGGCCAGGCUGCCAAUGCAAGAAGGGUUACGUCCUAGACGCGACCAGCAACAAAUGCGUAUUGGCUACGGAGUGCCCCUGCCACCAUGGCGGGCGCAGCUUCCCUGACGGACACGAAAUGCAGGAGGAAUGCAACAAAUGUAAAUGCACGAACGGCAACUGGGUCUGCACCGAACUGCAGUGCCCGGGCAUCUGCUCCGCGUGGGGCGACUCGCAUGUGACAACCUUCGACGGCAGGGAGUACGAGUUCGAGGGGGUGUGCACGUAUCUGCUGGCUAAGGGCAGUGCUGAUGCGAGUGAUGGCUUUGAAGUGCAGAUACAGAAUGCUCCAUGCGGCACGACCGGCGCGACCUGCUCUAAAACGGUCACCCUAAAAGUUGGCAGCGGGAAGAACGAGGAAAUAGUCGAGCUUACCAAGGACGCACCUCUGCCAGACUUUUCUAAACUAGAGAGAAUAAAGUUGCGUAUCGCCGGUAUCUACGUGUUCCUAGACGUGCCGAGUUUAGGCAUGAGCCUUCAGUGGGAUCGCGGCAUGCGGGUCUACGUUAAAGUGGACUCUAUGUGGCGUAACAGAGUGAAAGGUCUGUGCGGCAACUACAACUCGGAUUCGCGCGACGACUUCCAAAAGCCGGAGGGUGGUAUUGCCGAGUCAUCUGUGCUGAUCUUUGCUGACUCUUGGAAACUGAAACCAACCUGCCCCAAGCCUGUGGAAGUCGAGGACCACUGCCGCCAACGUCCCGAACGUAAAGACUGGGCCACCAGCUCCUGCGGCGCGCUCAAACGCCACCCCUUCACCCUCUGCCACACCGAGGUCCCCCCCACCCCCUUCAUCGAGCAGUGCGAGCGAGACGCCUGCGCUUGUGACUCUGGUGAUGACUGCACGUGUGUGUGUACUGCGCUAGCGGCAUAUGCGCAUCGGUGUGCGAAUAGAGGAGUUGUAUUCAAGUGGAGGACUAAGGAUAGAUGUCCAAUACAAUGCGACGAAACUUGUGCCACCUACGACCCGUGCAUAUCGCCAUGUCCCGAGGAAACCUGCGAUAACACUUACUACUACAAGGAAAUACUGCCUAUCUGCCAACGAGACACUUGCGUUGAAGGUUGCAAACCAAAGCCCGAAGAAAAGAAGCAGUGUCCAGAGGGUCAAAUUUCCUUCAACAUCACAUCCAACGAAUGCGUGUCUCGCGGCCGCUGCAAGCCCGUCUGCAUGACAUUACCAGACGGAACACAAAUAUUGGAGGGGGAGGUGUUAGAGCAGGAUGCCUGUCAUACUUGCCGCUGCUCUAAGAAGGAAAGGAUUUGCACUGGCCAGCCCUGUUCUACAGAGGCCACUCCCCCGCCAGUAGUGAUAACAACUCCUCACGACGAAGGUCUCAAGUGCGUCACGGGCUGGACGGCCUGGGUCAACCGCGGGCCGCCUGAGACCACGGCCGAUGGACAUUCAGUCGAGAAGGAACCUUUACCCAAGUUCAAUGAAAUGCAAAUCGGGCAGCCAAUGUGCGGGAAACAGAACAUGACUCGCAUCAAAUGCCGCACCACGGUGAACCACCAGACUCCCAAGGCCACCGGCCUGAAUGUGGAGUGCAGUUUAGAGAAGGGUCUAGUGUGCAACGAGAUCGGAAACACGUGCCCGGACUUUGAGAUACAAGUGUGGUGCCAGUGCGAGGCGGAAGAUGAUGAAAAAGGUCGCUCCCUCCCCGAACCCACAAAACCGCAAAACGAGGAAGAAGGAGGGGAAGUCUUCCAAUGCCUAAACUCCAACCACCCGAACUACCCUCACCCCAGCGACUGCAAUAAGUUCUACGAGUGCACCCCAGAUAUGCUGAACCCUGCCAAACCCCACGCGGUUCUCAAGUCGUGCGCUCCGGGGCUCAUGUAUAGCAAGAAGCUGAUGGUCUGCGAUUGGCCAGCUAGCGUUAUUGUGGAUAGGCCGGAAUGUGGUUCAGCCGAGUGCAAUAAGUUCUACAAGUGCACCCCAGAUAUGCUGAACCCUGCCAAACCCCACGCGGUUCUCAAGUCGUGCGCUCCGGGGCUCAUGUAUAGCAAGAAGCUGAUGGUCUGCGAUUGGCCAGCUAGCGUUAUUGUGGAUAGGCCGGAAUGUGGUUCAGCCGAGUGCAAUAAGUUCUACAAGUGCACCCCAGAUAUGCUGAACCCUGCCAAACCCCACGCGGUUCUCAAGUCGUGCGCUCCGGGGCUCAUGUAUAGCAAGAAGCUGAUGGUCUGCGAUUGGCCAGCUAGCGUUAUUGUGGAUAGGCCGGAAUGUGGUUCAGCCACGACACACACCGCUUCUACCACACCAUCCACACCCACAACGCCGAGCGUCUGCCCUCCAGGUCAAGUGUUCAAGAAGUGCGCAUACCCGUGCGACAGCCUUUGCGACCACUUCAAGAUGGCCGCCGUGAAGAAAGGACAAUGCAACCUCUACCCUCCAGGACAGGUGUUCAAGAAGUGCGCGUAUCCGUGUGACAGCCUCUGCGACCACUUCAAGAUGGCGGUUGUGAAGAAAGGACAGUGCAAGUUUGGAGAGAAAUGCAUUGAAGGCUGCGUGGACCAGUCGGUAGCUAAUAUAAAAUGCGAGUUUUCCUCGCGCUGGCGCGACGAAAAAACGUGUGUGCCGCUCAAAGACUGCACCUGCGAUUAUGAAGGACAAGUUAUUAAGCCGGGUGGUGUAGUAGACCAGCAAUGCAAGAAGUGCCAAUGCCUCGACAACGCCCUGCACUGCGACACCAGCGAAUGCGUGUCCGUCGCUCUGCCCCCAGGGCCCUCGCACCUGCCCAUGAUGUUCCCGAGGCCCGCCACGCGACCUACCACGGUCACGACAGUGGCGCCAUUGAUUGUGAAGACCACCGUGUCGCCGCCGCCUGAAUGUAGCCCAGAAAGAUACAAGAACCUACUGUGGCAAGGAGAACCGCUGCCCGCCUCGUCUUUCACCGCCAGUUCGUUUGACAAGGAACAUUUCGCUCCGCAAUACGCCAAGCUCAACGGAAAGGCUGAAGGGGGUUCUGGAGGAAGCUGGCUCGCAGCCAACCAAGACACAGACCAGUUUAUCCAAGUAGAGCUGCCGACCGCCCAACCGGUCUACGGUGUGGUCAUACAAGGCAGCCCGAUGUACGACCAAUACGUGACCAGUUAUGAGGUCAUGUAUGGCGAUGACGGACAUGUGUUCUCGUAUGUGAAGGGACCGAAGGGUGAUCGACAGGUGUUCCGCGGCCCAGUAGACCACGUCGGCGCAGUAAAGCAGAUGUUCACGCCCCCGAUCGAAGCGAAGUUCGUCCGCAUCAGGCCUCUGACCUGGCACGACAAUAUUGCUGUACGCUUCGAGCUGAUUGGCUGCGGAGAUGUUACCACCACCACUACAACUACUGUUGCUACCACGCUCGAGCCUUUGCAAUGCACAGAGCCUCUCGGGCUAGCAGCCGACCUGCCCAUCGACAGCAUUGAAGUGAGCUCCAACAGCGAGGAUAGGAAGUACUUCGCGCUGUCGGGACAAAGGGGAUGGCGGCCGUUGUACAGCACGCCUGGGGAAUGGAUCAUGUUCGACUUCACCGCCCCGCGCAACAUAACCGGCAUCAAAACCAAAGGCGGUGUCAACGGCUGGGUGACCGCCUAUACAGUCAUGUACACGUCCGACUUGGCCACUUUCCACCCGGUGGUGGACUCGUCCGGUGCGCCUGCGAUCUUCCCUGCCAACUUCGACAGGGAUAGCGUGGUCACUACGGAAUUCCGACCUCCCUUAAAUGCGCGGUACUUAAAAGUUUUACCGGCCAAGUGGAAAAACAACAUCGAGAUGAGGAUCGAGCCUAUAGGCUGCUUUGAACCGUACCCGACACCCACGACAACACUCGCCCCCCUGCAAUGCACGGAGCCCCUCGGCUUGGCGGCUGACCUCCCCGUACAGAGUAUAGAAGUCAGCUCCAAGAACGAGGAUAGGAAGUACUUCGCGCUGUCAGGGCAGAGGGGGUGGAGGCCUUUGUACAGCACGCCCGGCGAAUGGAUCAUGUUUGACUUCACCGCACCUCGAAAUAUCACUGGUAUCAAGACCGCGGGCGGGCCGAACGGCUGGGCGACGGCAUACACCGUCAUGUAUACAUCCGACCUGAGCACUUUCACCCCAGUAGUGGACAAUGCCGGCGCGCCUAAACUGUUCCCCGCCAACUUUGACAGAGACAGCGUGGUGACCACGGAGUUCCGUCCGCCCAUACACGCGCGGUACUUGAAGGUGUUACCGGCCAAGUGGCAGGACAAUAUUGAAAUGAGGGUCGAGCCUAUAGGAUGCUUUGAGCCUUAUCCGGUGCCUACAACCACGCUCGCGCCUCUACAGUGCACGGAACCCCUCGGGCUAGCAGCUGACCUCCCCAUUGAGAGCAUCGAAGUCAGCUCCAAAAACGAGGAUAGGAAGUACUUCACGCUAUCAGGGCAGAGGGGAUGGAGGCCUUUAUACAGCACACCCGGAGAGUGGAUCAUGUUCGACUUCACCGCCCCGCGUAACAUAACCGGCAUCAAGACCAAAGGCGGUGUCAACGGCUGGGUCACGGCCUACACAGUCAUGUACACGUCUGACUUAUCCACCUUCAACCCAGUUGUGGACGAUACCGGUGCAACUAAACUUUUCCCCGCCAACUUCGACAGGGAUAGUGUAGUUACCACAGAAUUCCGUCCGCCCAUACACGCGCGGUACUUGAAGGUAUUACCAGCCAAGUGGAAGGACAACAUUGAGAUGAGAGUCGAGCCUAUAGGAUGCUUUGAACCAUAUCCGGCAACAUCCCCCAAGCCCACACAAUCACCUUUCAUCCCCACCACGGAAGCCUGUGUUCUCUGCCCCGGAAUACAAUCAGCUACUUGCGACUGCCACAAUGGGACUGCCAAGUAUUUCGAUGGAGACAGCUGCGUGACAAGAGACCAGUGCCCGUGUGUUGAAGGGUUUAUGACGUACGCCGUUGGUUCCUCAUUCCGCGGCACUAACUGCGACGAGUGUGUUUGCAAACUUGGUGGUGUGACGGACUGCAAGCCCGUCAAGGAGUGCAAAUGUGCUUCGGAUCUAGUCCCAAAACUGACAUCCACCUGCGAAUGUCUGUGCGAGCCGUGCCCUGCUGGCACCAAGAUAUGCCCAACAAGCAAGUUCUGUCUGGAAGUCAAGAAGUGGUGCGACAGUCUCCAAGACUGUCCUGAUGAUGAAAGGGAUUGUUCCACCACGGCACCUUGGGUGGUGACCACUGUUGAACCUCCAGUGGUGACUACCAUUGUGCCAACUGUAGCUGCCACUUUACCCACCACUACCACCGUUAAACCCAUAGAAUGCGAAGAAGUAAAAUGCCCGCCCGGCUACCUCGUCCGCCUGAUCGCCUCACGUUACACCAGUUCCUCCACCUCCGAUCUACCCCCACCCCGCCCCCGACAGUCUUACAGGCGAUAUCAGACUGGAUAUGCUAAGGGAGGGUCUAGGGGUGGAUACGCGAAGGGAGGAUACUCGAAGGGAGGAUUUGCGAAAGGCGGUUUUGCGAAAGGCGGUUAUGGCGGUGGUUCUUCACAAUCCCAAAGCUUCACCCUCGACAAGGCGACCCUGCCAACAGUCGCACCAAACACCACCAAAGAGUGUCAACAGUUCAGAUGCGUUCCGAAACUACCUUCUCUCCGCCCCGGCGUCACCCGCGCCCCGCAGAUCUGCUCCACCCCUGUCUGUCCACCAGGAUACUCGCUGAGAUUGGAGGCUGUUGCUGUAGCCAAUGAAUGCCCACAAUACGGCUGCGUGCCUCCUCCCGAGCGUCCCGUGUUCUGCAACGUCACCGGGCGUACGUUCAACACCUUCGACGGAUCAGAGUACAAAUAUGACAUUUGCUAUCAUAUGCUGGCAAGAGAAACCACCUUUGGAGACUGGACUAUCAUUCUCCGCAAGAAAUGCCGUGUCGACGGCUGCUCCAACCACCUCCUAGUCAGCCAAGACGACCAGCUAAUCCUGGUCAAGCCGAACCUCAUGAUACAGUACGACAACUUCGAGUACACCGUCGAACAAACCAACGAGAUAUGUUUCCAGAAGAACAGCUUCGACAUCAGCAAGCUUGGGAACGGUUUGGCUAUCAAGAGCAGGAAAUAUAACUUCGUGGUGCUGUAUAACACGGAUGGGGAUGUCAAAGUUGGGGUGUACAAAACUCAUCUAAACCACGUAGACGGUCUCUGCGGCUUCUAUGACGGUAUCGCCUCCAAUGAUCGCCGAAUGCCCAACGGUGCGCAAGCGUCCAGUGUGGACGAAUUUGGACGAAGCUGGGCCAAGCCUGGACUAUCGCCGAAGGCUUGUGAGACUAAAGUCAUCCCGCCUGAGAAGCAGAAGCGAGCUUGGGACUUGUGUGACGUCAUCACCAAAGAACCUCUCUCGAAAUGCUCCAAGGUCCUCAACCUGGACUUAUGGCGCAACAUCUGCCUGGAGAAGCUCUGCAAAUGCACGGAACUGAUGGUCGACGGCAGGCAACGUACUGAGGAGGAGUGCCGGUGUCUCCUGGUUGAGAAAAUGGUGGCAGAAUGUCUAGCGGCGGAUAAGGACUUGGAUAUCGCGGCGUGGAGGAUGAAUUUGAACUGUCCCGCGGAUUGCCCAGCCCCGCUAGUCCACUACGACUGCUACAGCAAGACCUGCGAGCCAACAUGCUCGACGAGCGGCAACCGUCAAGCAUGCUCGACGCAGCCCGGACAAUGCUUCCCUGGUUGCUACUGUCCCGAGGGAAAACUGAGAAAGGGGGAUAAGUGUGUUACACCACAGGAGUGCUUGGACUGUAACUGCCAUGGUUUAGGCUCACCGGUCCAAUACACCACGUUCGAGGGAGACGAUAUGCCUUGCCUCGGUAACUGCACCUAUCUCGCUUCUAGAGAUAGGAACGAAACGGGACAGCAUAAAUACGAGGUUUACGCUACUAACGGACCUUGCGAAGGCAAAGCCAGCGCUACCUGCACCAAGUCAGUGCACGUCAUUUCUGAAAAGAACGUCAUUCAUGUCACCAAGGAUCCUGUCACUAAGAAGCUGGUGACGAGUUUCGGCAACAGUGUAGUUUUCAAGUUCCCCGUGAAGAAGGACUGGGUGACCGUCAGCAUGAUCAACAAACAAGACGUUGUUCUGAAGAUACACGAUGCGUUUAUGGAGCUAACAGUGCUGAACGCCAAGAUGGAGUUUGGUAUCCGCGUGCCUUCACACGUGUAUGCCAACGCCACGGAAGGCCUGUGUGGUGUCUGCGCUGGCUACCAGGAAGCGUUAGUCACCAGCAACGGUACUCUCACAGGAGAUUUUGAACUGUACGGUAAGAGUUGGCAAGCGACGCCAACCGCCCUUUCCACCCUGGGCAUGUCACCACAAGAGCAGUGCGACCAGCCGCCGCCCGAACACGAGUGUGUACCGCCGCCAGCCGACCAGAACGUCUGCUACAACCUGUUCGACAAGGACAAGUUUGGACAAUGUCAUGCGCUAGUCGACCCACAGCCGUUCUUAGAAGCAUGCGAGAAGGAUAUCUGCGAAAAUGCCACAGACCUAUGUUCGACACUGGAGAACUAUGCCAGCGCCUGUCGAAGACAGGGCGUUUGCCUCGACUGGCGAGGCACACUCUGUCCCAGCACUUGCCAAGCACCGUUCGUGUACCGCCCGUGUGUGGACUGCGAGCGGACCUGCGAAAAUCAUGACGAAUAUAAGAAAGAUCCCAAGAAAUGCGACAAGAAACCAGUGGAGGGCUGCUUCUGUCCAGAAGGAAAAGUUCGAGUGGAGAACAGUUGCAUAGAGCCAACGAAAUGUUUCCCUUGCGAUGCCAACAAGGAACACUACGCGGGUGAUGAGUGGCAAGAAGACGCAUGCAGUAAAUGCACGUGCAGCAAGCUGGAGGGCGAGCGCGUCGCGCACGUGUCGUGCACGAAAAUGACGUGCUCCGUGCCCGUGUGCGCGCAGGGCGAAGAAUUACUGACCACACCAAGGCCGGGCGCUUGCUGUUCUGAAUACUUAUGCGUACAAAAACCGCAAGCAUUGUGUGACGAGCCUAAGAAGAUGGAAUGUGGAUACGGACAAAUACUUAAACAGAAAACUACGCCUAGCGGAUGCAAGGAGUUUGCCUGUGAAUGUAAGCCUGCCAGCGAAUGCGAGCACAUCCCAACCGACAGCGAGGUGGAAAUCAUGCCGGGCAUGCAACGCGUCAUCGACAAUUCCGGCUGUUGUCCGAGAGCACAACUGCUGUGUCGGCCGGACACGUGCCCCGCGCCCGUGUCGUGUCCGCCGCAUCACACGCGUCGUGCCGUUAAUAUCACCGGCGGUUGCUGUCCGGAUUAUAAAUGCGAACUGCCCGCCGACAAAUGCUUGGUGACUCUAGAGUGGGAGGCGGCGCCCAAAGGCGGGGAAAAGGCACGUUCUACACCUCAAACUAUGCUGAAAGAUCUGGAGUCAGUGUGGCUGGACGGGCCGUGCCGCUCGUGCCGCUGCUCGGCGUCCCGCUCGGGCGCCGCGCCGCGCUGCGCCGCCACGGAGUGCCCCGCGCUGGGCGCCGGCGACCAGUUCGUGCUGGAGCCGCGCCCCGUGCCCUUCGCGUGCUGCCCCGCCGCCGCGCAGGUCGCGUGUCGGGCCGGUGACACUGUCUACAGGGUGGGCGAAAACUGGACGAAUCCCCACGACGUAUGCGAAUCAUAUCAGUGCGUACAAGUGGAAGAUGGGAAACUAGAGAAGGUCACAACCGUGCAGACCUGCCCUACAGAUUGCGAACCGGGUUGGAAGUACUUCCCCGCCGAGCCGUCAAGCGGACAGUGUUGCGGCAAGUGCAAGCCGGUAGCUUGCGUGUGUACUGGCGUCGAACGGCCCAUCGGUGCGACGUGGCAGUCCCCGGACCUGUGUACUAACUACACGUGUGUGUUGGCUGACGGCAACCUGCAAGUUCAAACGUCGAACGAGACCUGCCCAGAAGUGCCCGUGGCCUUGAGGAAGCAGUUCGUCCUGAAAGAGGAAAAGCCGGCGGGAAAGUGCUGCAAAACGCAGGAACCGGUUGCUUGCCGAGUGGGCAAUGACAUUUAUCAGGAGGGUCAAGCGUGGCAGUCUCCAGACCCGUGCAAAAACUUUACUUGCGCACGGGACGGCACUGGCCGACUGGCGCACUCGCCCAAUGUGGAGACUUGCACGACGACUUGCAAGCGAGGCUGGAAAUAUGAGAAACCAGUCCCUGGCGUAUGCUGCGGACAUUGUAGACAGGAGCAGUGUGUGGUGGAAGAUGAGUUGAAGGACGCAGGUUCUAUCUGGAAGUCCGCCGACAACUGCACGACGUACACGUGCGAGCGCAGCGGCGAGGACCUGCUGAUGACGUCAUCGCGCGCGCCGUGCGCCGACGUGGCGUCAUGCGCGCCGGAAGACCUCGUCAACGAGACCUGCUGCACGGUGUGCAAGGAAAAACCCGCUGCCCUUAAAACUUGCUACCCCGAGGAAAUACCACAAUCGGAGACAGUGGGCCUGCUCCGCGUGACUCUGCGACCCCACGGCGUCUGCGUGAACGCUGCCCCCGUCCCGGGCUUCCGAGAAUGCCGCGGGUCAUGCCAAUCCGGCACACUCUACAACAACCAGACCGGCAGCCACGACUCCGAGUGCGAGUGUUGCCAGGCGACCAAGUACACCAAAGUGACGGCAACUCUGAGCUGCGAGGACGGAAGCACGCAGCCGCACGUCGUCGCGUCGCCGCUAGAGUGCGCGUGCCGCGCGUGCGGGACCACCGUCUCCAAGUACCCGACCAAGACCGGAUAUGGUGUCAAAAACGGAGUGAAAACGACGCAGAAACGCGAAGAGUACAACUACGAUAUACCAGAGAUCUACGCGAGAAUGGCGCCCGAGUCUCGCAGAUAGCUACCACGCCGAGAAUUAGAGAAUCACACGAGAAUUCUCAGAGCCAGCCGAGAAUUAUCUGAUAGGGAAUGAGGAAUGAUAAACAAAGUUUCAAUAACAAUUUAUAUUCAAGAGACAGAUAUUGAUCACAUGUAUUUUUGUAAAUAAAACAUUUAAUUUGAAA
Cydia amplana is the source of this 13662-nucleotide messenger RNA. RefSeq names its product hemocytin (gene Hml). Gene Ontology annotation, cellular component: extracellular region; extracellular matrix. NCBI's taxonomy places the organism in Eukaryota, Metazoa, Arthropoda, Insecta, Lepidoptera, Tortricidae. Bases 81 to 13499 code for a protein of 4472 amino acids. The transcript is spliced from 83 exons. Gene Ontology annotation, molecular function: chitin binding; protein binding. The record is from RefSeq and is a predicted model, not a curated record.